AAAGUCCUAAUCGGACUCCUCACGCACCUCUCGAUACAUUUCGGCGGAACACAUAUAAAGGAGAUGAUGGGAGAGAGUGGGGCGGCAAGCGGAGGCGAGUUUCCGGCGAAGUGGCUGAGAGAGGACAAACAGAAUGGUGUCUCCGUCCGUAUUCAAAUGGAAGCUUCCAACAACGCAACCAACGGCGGCGGCAAUGAGGAGCAGUUCUCCUCCAUCAUCCCCGGCUGGUUCUCUGAGAUUAGCCCAAUGUGGCCUGGAGAGGCACACUCAUUAAAGGUAGAAAGUGUAUUGUUCAAGGGGAAGUCAGAUUACCAGGAUGUCUUGGUGUUUCAGUCUUCAACAUAUGGUAAAGUGCUUGUUUUGGAUGGUGUGAUACAACUAACAGAAAGAGAUGAAUGUGCAUAUCAAGAAAUGAUUGCUCAUCUCCCGCUUUGUUCAAUCCAGAACCCCAAGAAGGUAUUGGUCAUUGGAGGAGGAGACGGUGGUGUCUUGCGCGAAGUGUCUCGCCAUUCUUCAGUUGUGCAGAUAGACAUAUGUGAGAUUGAUAAGAUGGUAGUCGAUGUUUCAAAACAAUUUUUCUCUGAUGUGGCUGUUGGAUAUGAGGAUUCCCGUGUAAAUCUCCACAUUGGCGAUGGAGUUCAAUUCUUGAAAAAUGUGACUGAAGGAACCUAUGAUGCUAUUAUAGUGGAUUCUUCUGAUCCCAAAGGUCCUGCAAAAGAGCUGUUUGAAAAGCCUUUCUUUCAAUUGGUGGCAAGGGCUCUUCGUCCGGGAGGGGUUGUAUGUACACAGGCUGAGAGUAUAUGGCUUCAUAUACACAUAAUUGAAGAUAUUGUGACAAACUGCCGCCAAAUUUUCAAAGGCUCUGUCAACUAUGCAUGGACUACCGUUCCUACGUAUCCAAG
Messenger RNA from Cuscuta epithymum, 902 nucleotides. Lineage: Eukaryota; Viridiplantae; Streptophyta; Magnoliopsida; Solanales; Convolvulaceae. The record is from the annotation of a GenBank genome assembly.